Messenger RNA from Ambispora gerdemannii, 948 nucleotides. The record is from the annotation of a GenBank genome assembly. NCBI's taxonomy places the organism in Eukaryota, Fungi, Glomeromycota, Glomeromycetes, Archaeosporales, Ambisporaceae.
AUGCCUUUCGGACAGGUUGUAAUAGGACCUCCAGGGUCGGGAAAAACUACUUACUGUAAUGGAAUUCAACAAUUCUUAAACGCUACCGGAAGAAAAGUAUCAGUCAUAAAUCUAGAUCCAGCAAAUGACUUUCUUCCAUACAACUGUGCGGUCAACAUUGCCGAAUUGAUUACGUUGGAAGAAGCGAUGAAAGAACUCGAGCUCGGUCCAAACGGGGCAAUGGUGUAUUGCAUGGAAUUUUUGGAAAAGAAUUUUGAUUGGUUGGAGGAGAAAUUGAAGAGUUUAAGAGAUGACUAUUUAUUGUUUGAUUUCCCUGGUCAAGUGGAAUUAUUUACUCAUUACGAUUCAGUAAAAAACAUAAUCGAACGAUUAACAAAAACGAAUUUUCGGCUUGUUACCGUUCAUCUUGUGGACGCUCAUCACUGCACUGACCCAGCGAAAUAUAUAUCAGUAUUACUUUUGUCGCUAAAGACUAUGCUGCAAAUAGAAAUACCGCAUAUAAAUGUACUCUCGAAGAUAGAUCUAAUGGAAUCUUACGGAAAACUAGCCUACAAUCUGGAAUUUUACACUGAAGUACAAGAUUUAUCCUAUCUCUUGGAUCAUCUAGACGAAGAUCCAUUCACAAAACGAUACAAAGACUUGAACAAAGCUUUAUGCGAGCUCAUUGAAGAUUUUGGUCUUGUCGGCUUCCAAACACUGUGUAUACAGGAUAAAAAAUCCGUAUGGAAUCUAAUUCAAGCUAUCGAUAAAGCGAACGGAUACGUAUUCGGAGGCUUGACACAAGGAAAUGAAAGUAUCAUGCAGGCGGCAAUGCGAGCCGAGCUUUUUUAUAAUGUAUCUGACGUGCAGGAGAGAUGGCUGGAUCAUAGAGAUGUUUGGGAUUCAUGGGAAACGACACACCAACAAGAAACUUCAGGUGUUCCGCCAAUAAAUAAGACUCCUUUAUAA